Trypanosoma brucei brucei TREU927 is the source of this 3645-nucleotide messenger RNA. RefSeq names its product ubiquitin-activating enzyme E1, putative. The record is from RefSeq and is a predicted model, not a curated record. Lineage: Eukaryota; Euglenozoa; Kinetoplastea; Trypanosomatida; Trypanosomatidae. Gene Ontology annotation, cellular component: SUMO activating enzyme complex; cytoplasm. Bases 1 to 3645 code for a protein of 1214 amino acids. The transcript has a single exon. Gene Ontology annotation, molecular function: SUMO activating enzyme activity. Gene Ontology annotation, biological process: protein sumoylation.
AUGCCAAAACAUCAACGGGAUCGCUUUUCCAAUUGUCCUGCAUUUUGUUCGCAUACUAGUAAUAAGCUUUUUCGAACAGAGUUAACCCAUUAUUCCUCCGAUACUACAAGAAACGUUAAUAUAAACGGAUUUACCAAAAUGAGUAAGAUGGCUGGUGCUACGGCCGAUUCAAGUGAUGCUUCUUCAGCCAUUGAUUCCAAGUUUCUUGAUCAGCAGAGUCGGACGAUUGGCACUUAUGGUUUGGAGACAAUGGCAAAACUAAUAUCUUUCAAGGUUCUUGUUGUUGGGUGCGGAGGAGUCGGUAUAGAGACUGCGAAAAACCUUGCGCUUGCUGGCGUACACACUAUUACUCUUUGUGAUCCAAAGAAAGCUGAAUUGAAGGAUAUGGGGGUUAACUUUGCCGUCACAGAAACAACAAUAAAGGCUGGUUUGACUCGGGCGGAAGCUUCAAAGAGGUUGGUUGCGGAGCUAAACCCGAAUGUACGCGUACGGACAGUCGAUGCUAUUGAUGAAGCUGUAGUCAGUGAGGUGAACUGUGUUGUAUAUACUUCUGCAGCGGCGGAUUGGUCUUCGAAAACACUGUUGAAGUGGGACCAGUUUUGUCGGACGAGAACACCCGCUAUAUCAUUUAUUUUUGCUUUCCAGGGUGGUUCACUUGCUUCCGUUUUUGCUGAUCAUGCCCCCAACUUCACUGUUAAGGAUGCUGAUGGAAGGCCAAUGCUGCAAAAAUUGAUAGUGGAGGUUCUCACAAAGCGCGACAAGAGUGGAGUGGAGUACACACGCGUGCGCUACGAAACACCAGAGGGUCAAACACCCGGAGCUUUCCGUGAUUACACGGAAGUUAAGUUUAGUGAAGUUAAGGGACUUUGUAAGGCAAAUGGAGAAAGUAUUAAUGGUAAUGUUUUCAAGGGCGUGGUGUGCACUGGUGAUCCCCCAAACACCGUGCGAAUAUAUCCCUCACUGGAAAGCCAAGGUUAUUCUGCUUACGAAACUGCGGGCUUCCUUCACGAGAUGAAGGAAAGCCAGCAAUUGAAGUUCCGGGCACUCUCAGAAGCCCUUUCGUGCCCGGGUCAAUUUGUACCUGUUAGCUCCAUGAUGGAUGGGUCGGAGGAAUCUCAAUCUCACCUGACUUUUACCGCAUUAUUGAGAUUUUUUGACAAACACGGUCGGCUACCCGAACUUCAUAAUCUAUCUGAGGCGAAUGAAGUAGUUUCACUCGCCAAAGCUGUCAACGAGGAGAACAAAGCUGCCGAUGCGAAGCUCGAGAAGGUGGAUCACCCUAUGUUUUUGCAGCACGAAAACAAGGAAUUUCCUUCUCGCCUUGCACCACCUCCACCACCAACUCCUCUUUGCGUUGAAACUCUCGAUGAGGGGUUUGUUUGCUCGCAGGCGCUUGUGUCUGCUGCAGAACUUCAACCUCUUUGCGCCGUAUGGGGAGCCGUUCUUGCACAAGAGAUUGUGAAGAUUACAGGUAAAUAUACACCAAUUUGUCAGUGGCUUCAUGUUGGCUACUCUUCGAUCCUCGCUAGCAACGCUUCUUACACGAAAUCUCCCCAAGAGUAUAAGGUUGUUGACCAUCGCUACAAGCAUCUGAUAUCACUGUUCGGAAAAACGUUUGUUGAAAAAUUAAACAAUCUGAAACUUUUUAUGGUUGGCUGCGGUGCUCUCGGAUGUGAGAACAUUAAGAACUUUGCUCUUUGUGGAAUGAGCUGCGGCCCCCGUGGCUCAUUCGUUGUUACAGACAACGACCGGAUCGAAGUAUCCAACCUAAGUCGCCAGUUUCUUUUCCGUGAGGAAAACGUCGGCCAACCGAAAUCAGCCGUGGCUGUGUCGCGAAUGAAGAGUAUAAACAAGGAUGUGAAAGCUGAUGCCCGGCAGGAUUACGUGGGAAGCAACACGGAACAUAUUUACCAUGAUGUGUUCUGGAAUGGGUUGGACGCGGUCGUUAACGCUCUUGACAACAUGGAAACUCGACUCUAUGUUGACCAGAAGUGCGUGAACUUCCACAAAAUCCUUGUGGAAGCAGGAACGAUGGGAACUGGCGGAAACGUUGAUAUCGUUGUUCCUGGUAAAACCACGUCGUACUCAGAUGGUGGUGCCGCGGAUACAACCGGUGGUAUUCCCAUGUGCACGUUGCGCAAUUUCCCGUACACCUCCGACCACUGCACUGAAUGGGCGCGGGCGCAGUUCGAUGACCUUUUUGUUUCCCCAAUGCAAACAGUGAGACAACUGUUGGAAAACCCAGCAGCGUUCACUGAACGCAUAAAGAAUGAGGUAAACAAUGCUCAGAGCGCAGGUGAACGACUCAGUUUGGUUGAGAAAAACCUUGGCAUUCUUCAAGGCAUACAGAAAACGGUAACAACUCUAUCUGCGGGCGUUUCCAUGGAAAAAUGCGUGCAGUGUGCGUGGGAGACAAUGUUUCAUCUCUUCCGUGACCGCAUUCUUGACCUACAGCGUUCUUUCCCGAAGGAUGCCAAGAAGAAAAAUGGUGAAAAGUUUUGGUCUGGACACCGCAAGUACCCAACCCCACUCGAGGUCAACAUAAAAGCCCUGUCAUCUGACCCUGACGUUGUGGAGUUUCUCAUUUCUGCUGCAAACCUGUUUGCAUGCAUGUACGGUAUUCAUCCUCAAAAGCAUGAGCCUCGGCUGAAUGACCCCAAAAAGCGCUGGAUGCAGCAAUAUCGCACGCUGGAUUGGCUUAAUGGCGUUAUGAAAAACUGCACGGUACCAGAAUACAAACCUGGCUCUGUUGAGGGACUUGAUGACGACCUUCUUCAAUCUAUGGAAAAGCAAGAGGUUUCCAAAGACGAAACGACAAAGGAGCAAACUCUGAAUAACCUCCUGAGUAGUGUUGUGGCAUUGGCUCAGAAGUGUCAUAACAUGAAUACCGUACCAUUGGACUUCGAAAAAGAUGAUGAUGAUAACUUUCACAUUGACUUCGUUGCCGCAACGAGCAACCUCCGAGCCCGCAACUAUGACAUCCCUACGCAAGACCGAUUCAAGGUGAAGCUUGUAGCUGGAAAAAUUAUACCCGCCAUCGCAACCACAACGGCUGCAGUCACUGGACUUGCCCUCAUCGAGUACUUCAAGGCUUUGUUGAGCAACGAUGUCUCCUGCCUCCGCAAUGGCAUGCUUGAUAUUGGUACAAAUAACUACGUUUUGUUUGAGCGUGAUGCCCCACUUAAACAUCGUACCCGUGUUGAUAAAACCUACUUACCUGAGCAAGACUACACGUACAAGAAGAAGGUUAUUUGUCUCCCUGAAGGAUACACCAAGUAUGACAUGAUUGAAGUGCCCAUUACGAAGGCGACUACCGUUCAACAGUUUGCUACAGAACUUGAAAAGAAACUUAAUACCCUCCUCCCAACUGGGAUGAAUGCGGGCUGUGAGGUAAGCGCAAUUGGUGUCGGUAAAGGAAGUUUGUGGAAUGGACUGCCAAAGCACGCUAACACCAACUGCUCUUUGAUGGACAUCAUCGAGAAGCAAAAACUCUCUGAAGCGGGUGGGAAACUCCCGCGACCCUUCUGGGAGAAUCGCACACAUUUUCACGACUUAUCCGUUACUGUGUCUAUUGAUGAUGACGAUGCCAAUGUCGAUGAGGUUGAUGUUGAAACCGCUACAAUACUUUUGCGCAUCCAACAAUAA